AUGAGGGCACCCAUUCCGGGGCUUUCUCUCAAGCUUUAUUUGGCUGCAAUAAACACAGCGGUUGGGGCCUUACUUGCCCAAGAUGAUCAUGGCGGGGAAGAAAGUCUCAUUUAUUACGUAAGUAGGCAACUAACGGGAGCUGAAAUGAGAUAUCCGAAGACCGAACUCUCGUGCCUUGCUCUUGUCUAUGCUGCACAGCGCUUGCGGCAUUACUUCCUUGCUCACAAGCUACAUCUCAUAGUAAAGUCUGAUCCCGUAAGAUAUUUGCUCACAAGGCCGGUGUUAUCCGGACGUCUUGCACGUUGGUUGCUACAACUGUCCGAGUUCGAUAUCACAUGCACCACCCCAAAAGCCAUCAAAGGACAAGCUGUGAUUGACAUGCUGGCUCUAUUUCCCGAAGUUAAAAAAUCAACAAUCUCGAAAGAAGUUCUGGGGGAGCUGCCAGAAAUGGUUGCUGUGGUCAUAGAGGCGGAACCAUGGACCCUCUACUUCGAUGGGUCUUCUACAUUGAAAGGUGGAGGAGCAGGUGUAGUGCUUGUCAAUCCCGAGGGGCAAGCCACGACCCUCUCAUUUAAGCUGAAUUUCUCAUGCACAAAUAAUACGGCGGAGUACGAAGUUUUUAUCAUAGGGAUGUCUACAGCAAGGGAGAUGGUGUUAGAACAUAUUCCCGGAGUUAGUAAUAGGUAUGCUGAUGCAUUGGCUACUUUGGGAUCAAAGCUCUCAUUUGUUGAAGAACAACCCAACAUUGCUGUGAUCAAGAAAGAUAUGCCAGUGAUCGAAGCAAUGGCUCAAGAGGAGCAGCUGGAAGAGGAUGACUGGAGGAAGCCUAUGAAAGAAAAAAUAGGCAAGGGAAGUGACAUCAAAGAAUUGAAAGAUUAUGCGAUCAUCUUUGGAGAACUGUACAGAUGCCUUCCAGGAGGUAUUUGGACCCGCUACAUAGGAACAACAGAAGCACAAGUGAAGCUCUAA
Messenger RNA from Prunus armeniaca (apricot), 969 nucleotides. Lineage: Eukaryota; Viridiplantae; Streptophyta; Magnoliopsida; Rosales; Rosaceae. The record is from the annotation of a GenBank genome assembly.